This is a messenger RNA of Zeugodacus cucurbitae (melon fly), 7152 nucleotides long. It is a transcript of the gene htk, whose product is annotated as serine-rich adhesin for platelets. The record is from RefSeq and is a predicted model, not a curated record. Gene Ontology annotation, biological process: regulation of transcription by RNA polymerase II. NCBI's taxonomy places the organism in Eukaryota, Metazoa, Arthropoda, Insecta, Diptera, Tephritidae. The transcript is spliced from 6 exons. Gene Ontology annotation, cellular component: nucleus. Gene Ontology annotation, molecular function: transcription cis-regulatory region binding. The coding region runs from base 352 to 7005 and encodes 2217 amino acids.
UUAUAUAUAUUCUGUAUAUUUUUACAACAACGUAUCUGAAAAUAAUGUAUGGAACUGUGUUUUAAUUGCUUAAAUAUACACGAGUUAAGUUCUAUAAAUUUUUUAAAUGUUAAUGCUGGAAUCCAGUUAAAUUAUUUUUUUAUAAUAAAGUGUAACAAAAAAUUAAAAUUAAUCGAUACGUUGAGGUAUGAAACUUUCGUGCAGUUUCCAGCAUUUCUUGUAUUAGAGUAGAGCUGUCUGUGCAGUGAGUUCGGUGCAUUUUUGGUUCGUUUUAGAAAUGCUUAAAAAUUGUUCGCAAAAGUGGCGUUUGUAAGCGAUAACUUAAGUUUUGAGCGUUAUUUUCUUCAGAAAAUGCAACAAGUGGAUACAGAUCCACCAUCCCUACCGGUUGGUACGGAGGUAAGUGCCAAAUACAAAGGAGCCUUUUGCGAAGCUAAAGUUAGCAAAGUGGUUCGUAAUAUAAAAGUAAAAGUGGCUUAUAAGCAAGGACUAGGAUCAGGAACUGUGUCAGACGACUUGAUAAAAGUUGCGCCUGGGCAUUUGCGCGUUGGUGCUACUGUUGAAGUUCGUCAUCCCGAUCGUAAAGAAUUGGUAGAGUGCACAGUAACUAAAAUUCAAGAUUGCUCGCAAUAUACUGUCGUUUUUGAUGAUGGGGACAUAACAACAUUACGUCGCACGGCUUUAUGCCUCAAAAGUGGCCGUCAUUUUAAUGAAAGUGAAACCUUGGACCAGCUACCAUUAACUCAUCCGGAGCAUUUUGGAAAUCCUGUUGUAGGAGGUCGUCGAGGGCGCAGACGUGGACCUAUGAACGAUGAUAGUUCCGAUGAAGAAGAUGAAAGUGAUGCGAAAGAAAUUGUUAACGAAAAGGAAGAACAUAUAGGAAAUGUUGUAUGUGUGGAAAUGGAAACAAAGAAGAAGGAUAAAGAGAAAUGGUUUCCAGGGCUUAUAUUAGCUCCUACAGCACAGGCAAAUGUGCGAAUCCGGGUGAAAGAUGAAUAUCUGGUAAGGUCAUUUAAAGAUGGUCGAUAUUAUACGGUACCAAAGAAAGAAACAACUGAAUUUACUCGUGAAGCGGCAGCUAAACAAGACGGUCAAGCAGUACAAGCGGCACUUCAAUAUUUAGACAGUGGAGCACUGCCUCCACAUUGGGAUCGCGAAUCUUUGUUUGGACUUAAUAAUUCAUCUAGUGAAGGAGAUGGUGAACUGGAAUCCGACUCGUCAGAUGAUGAACCACGAGAAGAAAAGGAUCGUUUUGUGGCCCAAUUGUAUAAAUAUAUGGAUGAUCGUGGAACACCUUUAAAUAAAGUACCAUCAAUUCAAAACCGUGAUGUUGAUUUAUAUCGUCUAUUUCGAGCAGUACAGAAAUGUGGAGGUUACAACCGCGUUACUGCAAAAAAUCAGUGGAAAUCAAUAGCAGUACGAUUAGGUUUCACAUCAGUAACAAUUAGUGUAACAAAUCUGGUUAAACAAGCGUAUAAAAAAUUUCUUCAACCCUAUGGUGAAUUUCAUCGUAAACUUGGAUGUUCAAUGCUAAUGACGCCUCGAAAUUCUAGUCGAAGUAAAGGUCGUAGUUUAGUUCGAGCUAACUCCGUUGCUUCUCCAAAACCAAUUGACACUACUAAAGAUUCAUUGAACAAAUCUGCAAAUAAUACUAUAACAGCAUCAUCAUCUUCAUCAUCGUCAUCCGCCUCCAGCAGCCAAAAUAUUGCUGCAUCGUCAGUUGUUGCAAUAACACCUGCCAAUAUAAUCACGGCAACACCUACUGUAACGGAGGAAUCUGAAAAUACAAGCGAAUCCAGUGUAGAUAAUGCCAAGAAUAAAAAAAAAACUGUAGUGGGUAAAGUUAAAGGUCUUGUUGAAAAGUAUGAAGAGAAAUCGAAGGAUGAUUGCGAUGUGCCGCUUUCAAAAAUCAAAACGUCGCAAGAUACACCGCGAUGUGAGGACAAAGAUAAAGCAGCAUGUCUAAAGGAUGUUCCUGCUACUCCAACUUUACAAAUAAGAGAUUCUUCUCCUCCAGGUACGAGUAGUGGAAGUAAAAAAGAUAGAAUUCAAAAAAAGCAAACUCCUCAAAGUGACGAUAAGCGAAACAAGCGAAAGAAAGAUGAUACUAUUGAAAAAGUAGAUACCGGCGAUUUUAUUGUUGAAGUGGGAGACAAGCUUAAAGUUUAUUACCAUGAGAAGAAGGUGACUUAUGAAGCAAAAGUUAUCGAAAUAUCUGUACAACGGGGUUCGCCGAUGUAUCUAGUUCAUUACACCGGUUGGAAUAAUCGUUAUGAUGAAUGGGUACCAAGAGAACGCAUUGCUGAAAACAUAACAAAAGGCUCAAAGCAAAAAGGCCGUAUGUCAAAUGCAAGUGCAAUGGAAAAGCAAAAGGAAAAUCCUUCAAAACCACCUUCUGUUUCAUUAAUGAAUUCUUCAGGUCCUCCGAAUUCGAUGAUAAAUAUAUUGGGUAACACACCAAUAUCCACAAAGCUGUCCGCAUCAAAACGAGGGCGUGGCCGAAGUGAUUCUCUCCCGCCGCGUUCCACUACACCCUCCUCAGUAGCAUCUAACUCCAGUCGAACAAAGUCACCCGCUACGUCUGGUGUAAAGAGAAGACCAAUUCGCUCAAUGGUUAAUUCUACGCGGCGGACAUCUGCAAACAUUUCUGAUGUUUCUUUGCAAAGUGAUUCUGAUACUGACUCCGAUGAACCCGUCCGACGACCAACGCGUGGUAGCAAAGACAUUGAGUAUAAGUCAGGACUAUUAAGUAAAGUAUCAAACAAGAAUAUCAACUCAGAUUCAGAUGUUGACGAUGAUGAAGAUGAUACUUCGAUUAUUAUAGGAACUAAUAAUAACUCCCCUAAGAGUCGUAAUUUUGAUCUUAAUCAAAUUCGAUCAGAACUAAGUGAUUUGAAAUCGCCUUCGCCCCCAUAUAUGCGAGACGAUGAAUUGGUGGCAAAAGUGGAACAGCCGAUUAAAGAUGAGAGCGUAAUAGAUGUUAAAGAUAUUUGUUCAUCCAAAAACCAAACAAUGGUUGAGUCAAGUACAGAGGUGAGCAUUAUUAAACAAGAAGCGAAACAAAACCAAAAAGAUGAUAAUGUCAAAUCGUCUACGGAUAUGUCUUCAGAGACGGAUUCUUUUUGUGAUGACGACUCGCAGUCUUCAGGAAAAACCACCACUCUCGAAAAUAUGACGAAAAGGUUUCAGCAAAAAAUUAAAGCAGGUAAACAACAAGCUUUAGAAAAACUUACUUGUGGAAAUCCUACAGUGGAACGGGUUCCAAAAGUUGUAGAAAAAAUAAUACAAGAUUCACUAGCAGAAAAACUUCAAGAGAGUCUUAAAACUAAACCGGAUAUAAAAAAAGAGGAAGGUUUAAAAACCGAUAUUAGCGACGCUGCGAUAUGUAAAGUGGAGACUGAUAACAAAGAAGAUAGUAAACAAAAAAUAGUACAAACUGAGUUGAUUCAAAGGAGUAUUUCAGUUACCCAGCCCAGAUUUGAAAGCACCAUGAGUAGUACCAAGUAUUCAUCCCUUAUUGUAGAGAAGCAAAUAUGCUCUGUAAAGAAAUCAGAACCUGGUUGUAGCAAAAAGACGGAUGCCACCAGAAAAAGUGUCCCUGAUAAUAUAGAAAGCCAAUUAAAAAAGAGUAUAGAAUCUGUUGGGAAAGAGUUAAAUAAGAGUGAACCGUCUGCAGCUUGCUCUCCAUCCUCAUCAUCCUCAUCGUCAACGGCAUCAAUAUCUUCAUCCUCGCGUUCAUUACCAGAUAUGAGCAAGUUGGAUAUUAGUGGAGGGUCUUCAACAUCUUCACUUUAUGUGAUUUCUAAUAAAGACUCAAAAUCAGUAUCUGUUGCUCCGAAAGCGACAUCACCAGACAUUUAUGAGUUCAAAGAUCCAGAACCAUUUGAAUUUGAAAUACGAAAGUUACAAACUACUAGCACAAAUGUUUCCUCAUUGACCCCGGGUAUUACAAGUGUGUGUAACUUAUCUGGAGUUCCUCGAAAAACCCAAAAAAGCGUAAUUUCGCAUGUUUUGGUUAACGAAAAGCAACAACCACCUCAAAAUCCAUUAACCGUUUUAGUAAAUCGCAAGAAAAAAGGCUCGCCAAUGAAGGAAGCUGUUGUAGAUAAAUCGAAGUUACUUAAAACUGAUGGAAAAUUAACUAUUAUUUCAGAGGGAAAAAUCAAUAAAAUUGCCUCCACAAUUCCAGCCGUAACAAAAGGUACAUUGGAUAGUCAAUCGAAUAUGAUGGCUCUAAAUCCAUUACCCUCAAAUCAGAGUUUUUGUAGUAAAUCGACUACUCAGAAAACUGAAAUGCAGAUUAAUACAUCAUUUGAUACAUUAAGAACAUCACCAAAUUUUAAUGUAAACAUUAACGCAUUAAAUGAGGAGUUAGCGCAAACAGUACAGGAAACAACCAGAGCACUUACUGACGCUUUUCAAAAGCCAAAAACGACUUCUUUACAGGAGGUCACUGGUACACCUCCAAAACUGAUUUCGCCAAAACAAAAUGAUAUAGAAAAUUUGAUGUCCUCAUCUAAGGAUCAGGAAGAAAACGUUUCAAAAUUAGUUAGUCCUUUAGCAAAGGCAGCCAUUAAGACAGUUAUUGGCAGUCCAUUUAUAGAAACUCGAAAAGAUCUGAGCAAUGUUUUUGAGUUAAGUACAAGCGAAGGAUUUACAUCAUUAAUCGAAUCAAAAGAUAAUAAGUUUGAAUUCGAAAAUGCUAAGAAAAUGCUUUCUGCAACAACAGACGCAUUUGAUUUAGAGCCUGCUAAAUACGAGAAUAGACCGACAUCCAUUGCAGACAAACUUUUAAAAGCAAUAAGUCAAAAAAAGGAGGAGGACAAAUAUAAGAUUGAAACUAAAAAUGAAACAGGAGAAGACGGUGGUUCUUUGAAGGAUGAUGUUCCGAAUGUAACAAAUUCAACAGGGGUGAUACUUAGAACUGAUGGUACUUCAACUGAACCAUUAAAUAUUAAUACAGAUUUAGCCGGGUCUACCAUGAGCUUUGGAAGUAAUAUGAGUUUGGAAAAACUACCUAUUAUAUCUAGCUCAAUAAAUAAACCCAUUUCCAUUACGAGUCCUGAACUGAAAUUGGGAAUAUUAGAGUCAAUUACAAUAAAAAACAAUGAUUUAACUGAAACGAUACAGAAACUUGAAUGUGCUAUUCAAAGGAAAACUCCAGUCAGUGGGCUCUCUGUUACAACUACACCAAACACAUUUUCAGAAGAUUCAAUGGAUAGUACUGAUUCGGAACGACGACUUGUUAUAGAGGACGUUGCCGAAGACAUAUGUGAUAUUCUCAAAAGUCCCAACGAUUCACAGCAAAUUGGGGAUACAAAAACCAGUAUAUUGUCGCAUAAAAUAGAUGUUGCUGUCACUAAAGUAAUAUCGAGUAGCAUUUCACCACAUACGAAAUCUGAGCCUCAAAUUCCUCUGCAAAGUGUAAAUGUAAGUCGACUGCAAUCUCUUAGCGAAUCAAUAUCGUUCCCAACCAUAUCACCCCCUAUAGUUGUGGCUUCAGCCAACAGAUUACCGAUUCAGCAAACCGUCUUGCAAGUUGUGGCUCAUACGACAAUCGAACAAAAAGGAUUGCAACUUGGAAAUCAGGAAACACAAAAAGAAGACAGGCGAAGACAAGAGAAUAAAUUGCCUUUGGAUAUUGGAAACAGUGCACAUACAAGGAGCAAUGAAAAUAUUAGUUCAAAAGAUAGUUUUAGCGUUAAGUCAUUUGAAACUGCUGCCCCGAUGAGAGAUAAAUCACCUCUAAUGGAAAGUGCAGAACUUCAUGUCCAAAGACAAUCUGACGUUGUACCUAUUUUGGUUCCCGAUAUUCCAGUUUCGGUUGUUGUAGCUUCUGGUGCGGUGCCCUCAGUAAAAGCAGCAGCACACGCAGCAGCUGCAGCUGCAACUCAAAGUCCCACUUCAACAACACAACCAAUUAUACAUUUGGAUCAUAAAAACACUCCAUCUAAAACACUUUUACCUUCAAAUUUGAUCGCGUCUUCCAAAGAAACUUUGGUUAUCGAUAAAAAUCCGGAGAAUAAGGUUAAGAUCAGUCAAAAUGCGGGUUUAUAUAUUGACGCUUCAAGUGAUUCUAAAAGUAUCCCGCUAUCAACAGUAACCUGCUCAUCAGUAUCGAGUAUUUCGGCUAAUUCGGGAUUUUAUUUGGAUGCGCGUACAGAGCUUCGGCCUGAGGACGGAGUAAAACCAAUUCACGACAUUCAACAUACAAACACAGAGAUUGAAUGUUUUAACAGUAAAAAAGUUGAUGGUAGUUUAUGCGCUGAUGAAUUAGCUUCUAAUUUUGGUGUUGAUACCAAUAAUGAUUCAAUAAACCUUCUUUGCGAGGAGACAAUUCCUGGCAGUCCACCACCUGCUUUUGGAGGGAAAGAGGAGCCUUCGGGAACGCAAUUAGCCUCAGAGAGCACUUUACUGUUGGAUAGCAACAUUAAAGUCUUAGGUAUCACGGAGCCAAGAGCUUUGCUUGCUAAUAUGAAUAAUUCGCCAAAUGAUUCAGCAAGCCAUGAUGACAGCAGUGAGGACGUGAAAAAACAUGUUGAUAUAGAAAACGAUAUAUCUCCACGAAAACGUCGGCGUCCCAGAAAGCAGUCGGAAAUGAUUAUCAUAUCGGAACAACAUACUAAACGACGAAGACAAAUGACAUGUAUAAAGAAAAUUCCAGGAACUUUCUUAUUUACAACAGGUUCCGAUAGCGACGAAAACUCUGAUGGUACAUCCCAACGCAUUCUUGAAUCCCGACAUCAGUUUCAACAACAACUACAACAGUCACAUACAUCUGUUGGAAUUCGGUCUUGUCCCUAUAAUUUCUUGGUGCAAUUAGAUCCGAAUCUGGGUUCUGACCAGUGCAUAGCAAUUUUAUUAAAACAGAUUCAGGAAUUGCGGAAAACCUAUAACGCAAUCAAAAUCGACCUAGCGAGUAUUGAUCGAAGGCGUAAAAAACUACGGCGACGCGAGAGGGAGAAAAAGCAACAAGUGCAAAAUCAACAAGUUAAAACUUCUUAAUUAUGCUUUACAUAAAUAAUAAAAAUACAAAAUGUAAAGAAUUCUACAAUUAAAUUAGAAUAUACAUAUGUAUGUAUAUGUAUAUUUAGUGUUUAGUUUUUUUUUUUGUAUAAAACUAAACCUUUUAAUUCUAUUAUGCAGAAAUAA